AUGUCGGACAAAAAAGUGUUUAGGAACGAUGCGGUAGCUAGUAACGGUGGUACUUUGUCUAAUAUUCCAGAGGUGAUCGAUCCCGGAAUCACCAUUCCCAUAUAUGAGGAAGAUGUAAUGCAAGGGUCGAGUGCUGGGGGUCAUGUGGAAGUGCAACCGCAGAAACUUGGGUCAUACCGAUCUCGUGCUGGUAAAUUCUCGAAUACUUUAAGCAAUCUUCUGCCUUCUAUUAGUGCCAAGUUACACCAUUCCAAAAAAGCAACACAGGGAAAAGCUCCUGGUGAUGAUAGUCCAAAUAACAAUAGCUCAGAGUCAACGGUGGAUUCAGGCAAUGCAUAUGCGACUCGAGCUAACAGCAAGAAUUUUAUACAGUCAAUUGGUACCAUCCCAAUAGAAGGUGCCGAGAGCUUGACACCUCCACAUGAAAUGGAGAAGCUGGUGCAUUUUCCGGAUGCUAACUUUCUGGUUAGUCAGCCCAGGACCUCGAAUGAUUCCUUCACGUUCGGUGGAUCCGGCCUGCCUCAACAUCGAAUUUCGAGAACCAGGAAUAGCACUAUAAGCUCGCAAAUCACGUCCAUGUCAUCUAUCCCGGCCAAUAACGGAAGUUCGAGCGUCAUAUGGUCAAACAAUCAAAACUCCAGCGACCCACUGCAACAACAUUUGCUUCAGCAAUUCAACAGUAAUAACAUUAAUCAGAAUAACAGCUUAAGCGCCAACAAUACCAGUCCUUUGAAUGAAUACUCGAGCAGUACGACAUAUUUUGAUACAGCUAUUCCUUCGUCUAACGUUAACGCCACUUUGGCCGGCGGUACGAACAGCAUAAAUUUAACCGUUCCAGGCUCGAUGUGGUCUCAGAACAAUAUUUCUAACAGGCCUCGGUCAUUAUCAAAUGCCUCCAGUAUCUACACGGACGCUCCUCUUUAUGAGCAGCCAGCGAGGUCGCGUGCUACUUCUACUUAUACGCUUUCUCAGGCGCACGCCACACAAACGCAAGAGAUACCAUUUAUAGAGGACGACAUUGAUCCUAGAUCGAUAAAUUGGGUCACUACAGAUCCGCUGGUGCCAGCGAUCAAUCAGAUUUCCAACUUGCUACCAACAAACACCAUUUCGAUCUCUAAUGUCUUUUCCCUGCAGCAGCAACAACCACAGCUGAUGAACGCGGUGAAUUUAACAAGUGCUUCCUUGGCAACUUUGUGUUCCAAAUACGGCGUUGUUAUUUCUGCUACUACUUUAAAGGGUUUAAAUAUGGCACUUGUCGAAUUUGACAGUGUUGAAAGCGCUAUUCGUGCUUUAGAAAUGCUACAGGGGAAGGAAGUUUCAAUGAUCGGAGCACCGAGUUGUGUAUCGUUUGCAAAAGUUCUACCAAUGCAUCAACAAACCCCCCAGGUGGUGGUUUCUCCCAGGGCAACGGGAAAUGUGGGCUCCGACGCAGUUCCGCAACCAUUGCUGCAGGAACAACUAUUCAGUGGUACAGUCACUUUUCAACAGCAAGGAAACGUUUCGCUACCAAUAUUCAGUCAUCAGCAGCCAGAUUCACACCCUCAAUCUACCCACACGCAUUCCAACUCCAACCAGGGAUUUGGUCACAGCGCUCAAAAUGAAAAGGAGCAAUGCCCUUUUCCGUUGCCACCUUCGCCAUUCGAAAGUCACAUCGGCGCAGUGAAAGACAUAAUGAAAUCAUUUGACACACCGUUUGAUCAAGCUCAGACCUCUCACAUAGUCAACAAUGCUCUAAAAUAUGAUGGUACAUCCGAUACAACUGAUUUUGGACCUUUGCCCGAGCCAUUGACCGUAAGAGAGUUUGAUGCUCCGAAAUUGAGAGAACUAAGGAAAAACAUCGAUGCUAACCUUAUCCCUGACAUAGAGAUUGAACAACUUGCCAUUGCCAUGUUAGAUGAAUUACCAGAGUUGAGCUCUGAUUAUUUGGGUAACACUAUUGUUCAAAAACUAUUUACACAUUCAACGGAUAUCGUCAAGGAUAUUAUGUUAAGAAAGACGAGCAAAUAUUUGACUUCCAUGGGUGUUCACAAGAAUGGUACCUGGGCAUGUCAGAAAAUGAUUUCAAUGGCCCGCACACCGAGACAAAUAAUGCUAGUAACCAACGGGGUAAAAGACUAUUGUACGCCGCUCUUUAACGACCAGUUCGGUAAUUACGUUAUUCAAUGUGUACUCAGGUUUGGUUUCCCCUGGAAUAGCUUCAUUUUCGAAAGUAUCGUGGCAAAUUUCUGGACGAUCGCCCAAAACAGAUACGGGGCACGAGCCGUUAGAGCGUGCCUUGAAGCACACGAUAUUAUAACCCAGGAGGAAAUGCUAGUUAUCAGCGCCAUGAUCGUGCUGUACGCUGAGUAUCUGGCAACAAAUAGCAAUGGUACCCUGCUGGUCAGCUGGUUUUUGGAUACAUGCUCGCUACGCCAUAAGCAUUCUAUGUUAGCACCAAGACUUUUAUCUCACAUAGUUGAGCUAUGUCGCCAUCGGCUAGCAUCCUUAACUGUUCUUAAGCUGCUCAAUUAUAGAGGCGAUGACAUUGUGAGAAAGAAAAUUGCGCAUGCGAUUUUUGGUGAACCGAUAACCGAUGAGCCAGCUUUACCUCUUCGUCAAAUUCUUUGUGACACCAACUACGGUCCUACAUUCAUAUACAAGGUUUUGACAACAUCAUCGUUGGAGGGCGAUUUAAGAAAUCACGCCAUUAGGCAGGUGCGCAAGGUUCUAAUGGAAACGACACCAUCGCAACAGCACCGUCGUCUGAUGGAAGAAGUAGGCUUAACACCCGCCAAUUCCCAGCACAGUUCCCAAAGCAAGCAUUGCUCGAGUAUCUCUCAAGUUUUCAACCAGGACGGCACUCACCUGAGGGGCCUGUCCGUGUCAAGCGUCAGGAGCAACGGAUCAAGACAUAGCGGACUUGCGGCAGCAACAUCUGCUGGUCAAGCCUCUGUUCAACCUUCAGUACCAGCCUCAAAUAACGGUGCAUGGAACAUUGGAUACUCAAAUUAUCCCGGCUUAUUCCCGGGCUUUUCAAACAGCGGAUAUCCAGUGAACAGCGAAGAUUUAUCCAAUCAAUUCGAUAUGAUGUCACUCAACAACGGAACGCACAUCUCGCUUCCUCAAUUGAGUCUGACCAACCAAAACAACUCUACGAAUCUAAUAUAUCCUACCAAGAGUACCUCUAGUCAGGACCCCCAUACAAAAAGCCAUGGCAUGUUUGGUCAAUGA
This is a messenger RNA of Torulaspora globosa, 3210 nucleotides long. It is a transcript of the gene JSN1, whose product is annotated as Jsn1p. The coding region runs from base 1 to 3210 and encodes 1069 amino acids. The record is from RefSeq and is a predicted model, not a curated record. The transcript has a single exon. Gene Ontology annotation, molecular function: RNA binding. Lineage: Eukaryota; Fungi; Ascomycota; Saccharomycetes; Saccharomycetales; Saccharomycetaceae.